Molecule: messenger RNA, 1461 nt
Organism: Mucor mucedo
Lineage: Eukaryota; Fungi; Mucoromycota; Mucoromycetes; Mucorales; Mucoraceae
Product: double-strand siRNA ribonuclease Eri1
Exons: 5
Coding region: 199-1122 (307 amino acids)
Biological process (GO): exonucleolytic trimming to generate mature 3'-end of 5.8S rRNA from tricistronic rRNA transcript (SSU-rRNA, 5.8S rRNA, LSU-rRNA)
Molecular function (GO): nucleic acid binding; 3'-5'-RNA exonuclease activity
Source: RefSeq, a predicted model, not a curated record
AUUGGCUUCUUCUUCAUCGUCGUCAUCUUGUCCAAAAUGAUGUGAACCUGUACUGAACAAGGAAUCCGAGUCUGAUUCGUUAAUGGUAAAUGUCGUGUCUAGGGCUGCUCCUCCAUCGUAGAUUGCGUUGUUGUUGGGAUUUAUUGGUGGCAUCUUUUUUUUAUUUUCUUUAGUUUUACUCCAUGGUCGAAGGAAAGAAUGAGAGGGAAACCAGAAAAAAAGUGCCUUUUACAGAAAAAAGACGGAGUACUAAAAAAAAACUCUGUCCAUCAUAUUAAUUUUUACCAUUUUCUCUCUCUUUUAGUCUUACAUUUUCAAAUGGAGAAACCAGCAUUGACAACAGUGGAAGGAUUAAGAAUCGCACUAGAGGAAUUAGGACUUUGUACAAAGGGGCAUAAACCCGAAUUAAAACAACGAUUCCGAAAGGCAAUGAAGAAACAAAAGGACUCUGUAGCUACACCGGCAGCUAUAAAAGAAGUCGUGCAACCCUUUGACUACUAUUUGUUUUUUGACGUGGAAGCAACAUGCAUUGAGGGAGGAGGGUUUACAUAUGCAAAUGAAAUUAUCGAAUUUCCAGUGAUUCUUGUGGACGGGAAGACCUUUGACAUUAUUGAUGAAUUUAGAUCGUAUGUCAAACCAACCAUCAAUCCAACAUUAUCUGAUUUCUGCACAAAUCUGACAGGAAUCACCCAAUCCACUGUAGAUCAAAGCCCAACCUUUGUCGAAGUACUAAACGAUUUCCAAGAGUUUUUAUCUAAAUACGAUUUAUUUCAAACUUCUACAGCGGCAUUUGUGACGGAUGGUCCAUUCGAUAUUCGUGAUUUUAUCACCAAACAAUGCAAACAUAGUAAGAUAAAACGGAGACCCGCCUAUUUUGAUAUACCUUGGGUCGAUAUACGCAAGUUAUUCAGAGAGUUUUACCACCAGAAAGAGAACAAGAAUAUCAAUAAUAUGCUUUCGCAUUUAAAAAUGGAAUUCCAAGGAAGAGAGCAUUCAGGUCUAGAUGAUGCACGAAAUCUAGCUGCUAUUGGGAAAAAAAUGCAUGAACAAGGUUGUCUCUUCAAAACAAAUUGCAGAUAUGAUCCUAAGAGACAUAAUGUUGGAAGGAGACAAAGAAGAUGAUUUAAUUCGGCAGAUCCUUGUACCGAGCGCUAAAGAAUAUUUUUUUUUUUUGCGGGAAGAAUAAAAUUAUAAUUCGCCUCUUUUGACAGUCAACCUCUCUCUCUCCUUCUCUCUAUUAAAAUGGGUUGGACUUUUGCAGAUAGCUCAAUUGUAGCUGGUUAUAUUUCUAUUUUGUUUUGGCUCAUUGUCUUUAUACCACAAUUACUGGAGAACUACAAGCGAAAAAAUGGCGAUGGACUCUCACUUUCGUUCCUAUUUAUUUGGCUCGCAGGAGACAUAUUUAAUUUGGCAGCAAUUAUUAUGGAAAGGCUCAUGUUAACCAUGUUUCUAUUGGCCCUG